GUCAUGGCUGGUCAGUGUCAGAGGCUGGUCACAUGCACUUCUUCCCCAGAAAACCUUUGUUUCUCUCUCCAAAGUUUUCAUCUUUAUCUCUAUGCAUUGAGUUUGGGCUCUUCUAUAAAGGUUUUGCCCACAAAGGACAUCUUCUCCUCCACUCUUCUCUUCUCUUCUCUUCUCUUCUCUUGUGUGUCAACGCAAACAAAAAGAGCUCCUUUGCGAAGUUUCCUCCCCAUUCCCUUCUCCCUCCAUUGCCAUUACAAAAAGGAGCAGAGCAGUGCAGUGAGCACCCACCCACUCACUCUUCAUUGCUUCUUUUCUCUUCUGUGAUCCAAAAGACAAGACACACUUCUCACAGAGAUAAAUGGAGCUUGAUCUUGAACUCACAGCAGGGAAAAACAAGAAAAGAAAGGCUACUGAAGAUGCUCAAUUGCUCUCAGUCUUCUCCUUGAAUGAAUUGAAUGAAGACUUGCUUGAAAGGAUCCUUGCAUGGCUUCCGGCUUCGAGCUUCUUCCGCCUUCGGUCAGUGUGCAAAAGAUGGAAUUCUAUAGCAAGCUCGGCGACAUUUCAGAUUGCGUGCUCACAGAUUCCUUUCAGAGAUCCAUGGUUUCUCAUGGUUGAUCAAGAACUAAACCAGUCUGUUGUUUUUGAUGCCACUGAAUGGAAAUGGAGAAAUAUCAAUCAUCCUUACCUCAUGCAGGACAACUUAUACUCAAAACCCAUUCCUGUUGCUUCAUGUGGUGGUUUGGUCUGUUUCAGGACCAUCUCCGGCGACUUUAUCGUCUCCAAUCCAGUGACCGGUGUCUCACGAGAACUCCCUCCAGUCACUCUCAGUAGCGGAAGCCAAACACUUCAUGCCAUUGCCAUGAACUCAUCCCCCAAAGAUCAGUCUUACAGGAUUGUGCUAGUUUUUGGUGAAUUAUCAAAGCUUGCUGCCAAAGUCUUUGAUGCAGCAAAAGGGUCUUGGGAAGAUGAGGUGAUGCUUGUCCGCAAAGUGGGAAACUCAUCAGAGACUGAAAUUACCGGUGAUGAACCCUUAUAUUUUCUAAGCAAAUCUGGAGAUGUGGUGGCCACCAACAUGCAGAGAAGCCCAUCGAAACAAUACUCAUCGGUCCUCAUCAAUGAUGAUGGAGAAGUGGUUUAUUUUCUAAGCCAUACUGGUACUGUGAUAGCUUGCAAUCUUGCUGACAAGACCUUCAUCGAGUUACCGAGAUUGUUGCCUGUUUAUUCUGAAUAUUCUAUAGACUUGGUUGAAUACCAGGGGGAGAUGGCUGUGGUUAUCUUGUCAGAGUUCCUAGAAAGUGCAAGCUUAAGAGUUUGGAGGUUUAGUAAAGAUGAUCGUUCGUGGCAGCAGGUUGCAGUGAUGCCGCCACGAAUGUCACAUGAGUUCUACGGAAAGAAGGCGGACAUAAAUUGUGUCAGUUCAGCUGAUAAGAUCUUCAUAUGCAUCAACUCCAGUGAGUUCAGCCGGCAUGUCGUGUGUGAUAUUGUUACAAACAAGUGGGUUGAGCUUCCCCAGUGUUACGUAAACGGGAAAGCCAGGGAGUUUAUGUCUGCCUUAUCCUUCGAGCCAAGGGUGGAGGCGUCGGUAUGAACUUCAAAAGAGUUGAUUUAUGUGCAUAAGAUUGACUUCUUUGUUAUAUUUCUGCAGUUUGGUUGCCAUUCAAGCUCUUCAUUUGUUGUAAUGUGGUGUUACUAGAAAGAAAAGAGUUCGUCAUCACUGUUGUUGUACAUGCCUCUCCAUAUUGUUUGAUCAGUGAAUUGAUCUUUAGUGUUCAAAUGGGUGCUUUUUUUUCAGUGAAUCUAUAGCUUGGCCAGCAAUAAGAAAAGUGAGGACUUGCUUUCAUUGGCAGUAUGGAUUCCACUUACCAUUUAAAGUCGUAAGCAGAAUCAACCUUAGGAUUUGCUCUAUCAACCCUUCUGCGGAAGUGGACAUGGGUUGAGUGGAAGUGCAUGGAUUGGUGCUGGAAAGCGGUCGAUCAUCUGUGAUCAUUGGAGUGUCAAAGUGUACAGUUAUGCUGCACACAGGGCUUUAGAAAAGCAUUGGCAAUUGAAGGACCACCACUGAGGUGAGCAUCGAUGCUGAUCAAGAAUUUUAUCCAUUCCACUGUCUAUCCAUAUAUUGCUUUAGUUGUGCACCCAUUGUUAAUCCUUAUUGUUCUUUCUGUUGUGGUUGAUCACUGUCCAUAGAUUUGCCGAAUUAAUCACAAUUACUUUCUCUUCA
This is a messenger RNA of Dioscorea cayenensis subsp. rotundata (Guinea yam), 2218 nucleotides long. RefSeq names its product F-box only protein 13. Lineage: Eukaryota; Viridiplantae; Streptophyta; Magnoliopsida; Dioscoreales; Dioscoreaceae. Gene Ontology annotation, molecular function: protein binding. The record is from RefSeq and is a predicted model, not a curated record.